AUCUUGAAACUCAAUGUAUAUAUCUAUGUAAACAUCGCAUCAGAAUCGUAGUAUCCUCAAAUCAUCAAUCAAUCGUCAAUGAACGUCAAUGGUCAAUAUUGUUGACUUGGUUAUAAAUACAUCACGAGAUGUCUGAUGAAGAAGUAAUUCGCCGGAGAUUGCUUAUAGACGGCGAUGGGACAGGAGAUGACCGUAGAAUCAAUAUGCUGUUAAAAUCAUUCAUAAAGUGGAUUAAUAGUUCUGAUGUAGAUAAUACAUUACACGAAAGAAUGUUAUCGCAAUUGGCACAAUGCGAAUUUGCACAGAAAAAAUCCAGAUUAGUCUCAAAUAUGAGUCGAGAAGAAUUAGACAGCUAUGAAAAGCUGUCCAAAGAAAUCGAAAUACAAAUAGAAGAAGCCAAAGAAGACAUAGAAAAAACUAAGAUAGAAUUGCAAGAAGCCAAACGUGUGAGAAAGAAUAGAAUAGAAUACGAUGUAUUAGCAAAAGUCAUCAAUGAACAACCAGAUCGGUUGGAAACAGACAUCAAGCUUGCCACAUUACAGCAAGAAUUAGCCACUUUAAAGGACAAAUCAGAGCAAUUGGAGCACAAGUUAGAAAUGCGUCGUAAACAAUUUCAUGUUUUAAUAUCAUCGAUACAUUCUUUACAAGGAAUGUUAGAUAAAUGUGAUGAAGAAAUAAUUGAUAUGAGCCUUGAGAAUGAUACAGAAGAUACAAAUGUGCAAAUGCAGGACAGUCCAUAAUUAAAUUUAUUCUAGAAAUAAUUUAAAAUAAGUGAUAA
Messenger RNA from Camponotus floridanus (Florida carpenter ant), 778 nucleotides. It is a transcript of the gene thoc7, whose product is annotated as THO complex subunit 7 homolog. Gene Ontology annotation, biological process: mRNA processing; mRNA export from nucleus. The record is from RefSeq and is a predicted model, not a curated record. Gene Ontology annotation, cellular component: THO complex part of transcription export complex. Bases 129 to 740 code for a protein of 203 amino acids. The transcript has 3 exons. NCBI's taxonomy places the organism in Eukaryota, Metazoa, Arthropoda, Insecta, Hymenoptera, Formicidae.